Molecule: messenger RNA, 1770 nt
Organism: Zootermopsis nevadensis
Lineage: Eukaryota; Metazoa; Arthropoda; Insecta; Blattodea; Termopsidae
Source: RefSeq, a predicted model, not a curated record
AUUCUGUAUUUGUUUUGUUCUUACAUCAAGUGUGUUGCUGAUAGUUUAUGGAGGGAAAUGUUCUGCAUGCUUUACUCAGUAAAGGAAGUUUACGUUGUUGUUCCAAUAAUUAAUCAUCAUUUUGUUGUCUUUAAUUUCUUAAACAUGUAGUUUAUUGCAUUUUGUGCUGGAUGAGGAAUAACGUUUAUAACAGGAAGUGCAAUUGUGCAGGACAUCAUCGUCUUUAUCGUAGUUGACUGGUUAACGAAACAUCGGUUUUUGAGGGAUCGCGCCGCUGUCUGUGUUCUGACUGCUGCUGCAUUGAAGUGAGGGCGACCCCGCAACUUUCCUGCGCGUCGGCUCCAACCUCAUCCAUCUUCAUGAGCUGAUAACUGCCGCUCGCUCGCAGAAUGAUCGUAGCAGCGCCAUGACAGUACGGCCGUUCUGUUCUGCAAUGGAGACGUCCCGGUGGCCCAGGAUAAGCAGAUGACGAGUCAACGGGUGUGCGCUGGCAGUGGGAAUGUGUUGCCGCUACCCGCUCCCACUCUGAAGUGCCACCACUACACACACCUCAGCAUGUUGACACUCGAAGAUGGAGCUGGGGCAAUGCUGCCGCAAGGAGGGGCAGAGCUCACGCUGGCAGAGGAUGUAGAGAAAGGUCACCUUCCAGACGUAGUAGUUGAGACCAAAAUACUGGCUUCUGCUGGUAGGCUCCACUCUGAGACUUACUUAUCAAUAGCAAUCCAGGUCUUCAUCCCCUUCCUAAUUGCUGGCUUUGGUAUGGUGGGAGCCGGACUAGUACUAGAUGUAGUUCAGCACUGGAUAGUGUUUGAGCAGAUUACAGAGAUAGUGAUUUUGGUUCCCGCUCUCCUUGGACUAAAGGGAAAUCUUGAAAUGACCCUCGCAUCCCGCCUGUCGACUCAAGCCAACCUUGGACACAUGGACACUCCAAAACAGCAGUGGAGCAUGAUUGUGGGAAAUCUUACUUUAAUACAGUGCCAAGCUAUUGUUGUGGGGUUCCUUGGCUCACUUGUGGCGAUUGUGAUGGGAGGAAUUAAGACCAAUAAGUUUGAGCUGGACCAUGCUUUCCUGCUGUGUGCGAGCAGUCUCGUCACUGCCUCCCUUGCAAGCUUUGUUCUUGGUCUCAUUACUGCGGCGGUGAUCGUGUUCUCCCGGCACUGUAGCAUCAACCCAGACAAUGUGGCGACACCAAUUGCCGCUAGUCUGGGAGACAUUACUUCCCUUGCUCUCCUCUCCUGGAUUUCUACGGUACUUUACGAUGCCAUAGGAAAGCAAGAUUGGCUUGCUCCGCUGAUCAUCUCUGGUUACAUCCUUGUAACUCCGCUGUGGGUGUGGAUCGCUAAGAAGAACAAGCAUACUCACGAGGUGCUGUACACUGGCUGGACACCUGUCAUGGCUGCAAUGUUAAUCAGCAGUGUGGGAGGUUUGAUCCUUGACUUCAUGGUCGUCCGGUUUGAAGGAAUUGCAGUGUUCCAGCCUGUGAUAAAUGGUGUUGGGGGUAAUCUGGUAGCAGUCCAAGCCAGUCGCAUAUCCACAGCUUUGCACCGCGACGCCCAACUUGGCACAUUAGCCGACGAGGACGCCGUUAUCUUCAUCACUCCAGCAGCAGGUUUCUUUGGGAAAGGUAGGCGACGCACGUUAUCGGUACAGGGACCGGUUAUUUUGAUUGACUGCUUUAGAAAUUUCUAUUAUGUGCUGUGCUUCUUAGAUCUUAAGAAUAAAUUAUUGCUUUUACUUGAAUAUAAGGAAACAUAAAAUCUUAAGGUAACA